Tachyglossus aculeatus (Australian echidna) is the source of this 2641-nucleotide messenger RNA. It is a transcript of the gene FAAH, whose product is annotated as fatty acid amide hydrolase. The transcript is spliced from 16 exons. The record is from RefSeq and is a predicted model, not a curated record. NCBI's taxonomy places the organism in Eukaryota, Metazoa, Chordata, Mammalia, Monotremata, Tachyglossidae. The coding region runs from base 1 to 1839 and encodes 612 amino acids. Gene Ontology annotation, biological process: fatty acid catabolic process. Gene Ontology annotation, molecular function: amidase activity; fatty acid amide hydrolase activity.
AUGGAGGCGGGGACCCGUUGCCAGGGCAACGGCGGUGUCGGUCUUUCUCCUCCUCCCGGUGCCGGCGGCUCCCUGCCGGUUCCCGCCCCCGUCGGGGCUCCGGUGCGGGUUUGGCGGCGGUGGCCGGUCGGUGGCCGGUCGGUGGCCGGGGGCCGGGGCCGGGCCCGGGACCCCGGUGACCGUGCCCGGAGGGCGUGGGACCGGCCGGCGGCCUUGGCGGCCCAGGCCCGGCAGGCCGAGGCCCUGCAGCGGAUGGCCCAGGUGGCGCACAGAGGCCUGCACCAGAAUCAGAGCGUGGACUCAGAGGGCAUCCUCUCCAUGCCCCUGUCUGGGCUGGCCCAGGGCCUGCGGAAUGGGUCCCUGGCUCCUGAAGCUGUCCUCCACACCUACCUAAACAAGGCCUGGCAGGUGAAUAAAGACAUUAACUGUGUGACCGACUACCUGGACGAGUGCGAGAGCCAGCUCGAGGAAGUGAAGAAGCAGAAGGCCCGUGGCUUGCUCUACGGCGUGCCCGUCAGCAUCAAGGAGUGCUUUGCCUACCAGGGCCACGACUCCACACUGGGCCUGUCCAAGUACCUGGGGGAGCCGGACACAGAGGACAGCGUGGUGGUGCAGGUGUUGAAGAAGCAGGGGGCCAUCCCCUUCGUCAAGACCAACGUCCCACAGUCCAUGUUCAGCUUCGACUGCAGCAACGUGCUCUUCGGCCGCACGCUGAACCCCUGGAACCCGGCCAAGACUCCGGGCGGCUCGUCGGGCGGAGAAGGGGCCCUCAUCGCGGCCGGGGGCUCCAUCCUGGGCCUGGGCACGGACAUCGGCGGCAGCAUCCGCUUCCCCUCCUCCUUCUGCGGCAUCUGUGGAUUCAAGCCCACCGGGGACCGGAUCAGCCGACAAGGCCUGAAGGGCUGCGUUUACGGGCAGAAGUCAGUCAACCUGGCCGUAGGGCCGAUGGCCAGAGACGUGGACAGCCUGGCCCUGUGCAUGCGUGCGCUGCUCUGCGAAGACAUGUUCAGUCUGGACCCCACCGUGCCCCCCGUCCCCUUCAACGAGAAGGUGUACGCCAGCACUCAGCCUCUGCGCAUUGGCUACUAUCAGUCGGACAACUUCACCAUGCCCAGCCCGGCCAUGGAGCGAGCUGUUCUGGAGACCAAGCAGCGGCUGGAGGACGCCGGCCACACGCUGGUGCCCUUCCUGCCCGAAGACGUCCCCUCCGUCAUGCAGGACCUGGCCCCCAGCGGAUUGUUCAGCGACGGGGGCGAGACCUUUCUGGAGAACUUCAAAGGAGAUCAGGUGGACUCCUGCCUCAGUGACCUGGUCCUCAUACUGAAGAUACCGAACUGGCUGAAAUGGCUCCUGGCGUUGUUCAUCAAGCCGCUGGCCCCGAGGAUGUCCAGCUUCCUGAACAACAUGAGGGCAAGGUCUGCCAGGGACCUGUGGAAGGUGCACCAUGAGAUUAAGGAGUAUCGUCACAGCAUCAUCACUCAGUGGAAGAAGGAGAAUCUUGACGUGGUGUUGUGUCCCAUGCUGGGGCCCGCUCUGAGCAAUAACUACCCUGGGAAAGCAACAGGUGCCGUCAGCUACACCAUGCUCUACAACUGCUUGGACUUUCCCGCGGGAGUGGUGCCAGUCUCCAAUGUGACCCAGCAGGACGAGGACAAGCUGGCUCAGUGCCGCGGCUACUUCCUGGACAUCUGGGACAAGAUGUUCCAGAAGGGCCUGGUCGGCUCGGUAGGUCUUCCCGUGGCCGUGCAGUGCGUGGCCCUGCCCUGGCAUGACGAGGCUUGUCUGCGACUUAUGAGGGAGGUGGAGCGACUGAGCCCGAAGAUAAAGCCGAGACCCUAGCCGCCAUCCACAGGCCGCCCUCACCGUCCUCAGGCUGCCCUCAUCGUCCGCAGGCCGUCCCACCAUCCUCAGGCCGCCCCCACUAUCCUCAGGCCCUCCCUCCAGCCCCUCAGCAGGAGCCACCCGAGAAGCUGCUGCUGCCACAUCCCCUUCCACCCAUCUGUCUGUCCAGUGCUUGUCGCCAUGGCCCCUUUGAGAUGGUGAGCUUGGAGUGGGGGGGCCCUUCCUCCCUGCUCUCCCCGUCCCAGAGGAGGAGGCUCUGUUGACCUGAGACUUGAUCGAGGGGCUCUUCUGGAGCUGGAGGGGGUCAGGGGGGUGGCCCUGGGACCAGACUGACCUUAGAUUUAGAACCCCCAAAGGGGUCAAGCUACCAGGGCCUGCGUCUGGAGAUUCUGGAGGGUCUGGAGAUGGGACUGGAUGGCAAGUGACUUUCCAGCCAUGAUGGGUUCAGGAGGCACCGGGAAAGAUCUGGGAGUGCUUUUCCGAAGCAGACUCCUAAGCCCCACAGUGCCAUCCCAGGGGCUACUACUUCCUGCUUCCUCUCAUUCCCCCUAGCCCUCACACCCAGCUCCCUCUACUUCCCACGAGUCCCAGGGCUUUCCGCUUCCCCAUCUUGCUUCUGGUAACAGUAGGUGCCAUGGCCCCUCAGAUGUGACCCUUCUCUGUCCCCCUACACCCACCCACCAUUCCCCGCCCGAGUGUCAGAAGGCCUGACAGGAAACCAGUUGUGCUUGUGGUUAUUAAAAGACAGACAUGUGGAAAUAUAAUUUAUGUGCCUUGAAAAAAGCACUCAAAAUCUCUC